CUGAAGUAAUAAAGCAAACUUUGUUUUUCAGUGCAAUCACAGAUUUUCUCUUCUUUCCCUACAGGCUUAUCCUAGCAGCUAACAGAGAUGAAUAUUACCACAGGCCCUCCAAAUCCGCCGAUUUUUGGGACAAUAGCAGCGAGAUUCUCAGUGGCUUGGAUAUGGAAGAAGGGAAAGAAGGUGGCUCCUGGCUUGGAAUCAGCAAGAAAGGCAAGAUGGCCGCCUUGACCAAUUACAUGCAGCCUCAGAUCAACAAGCACGCAAAAGGAAGAGGUGCCCUGGUGACGAAUUUCUUGACCUCAGAAAUGGACAGUUACUCUUACUUGAAGAAAGUGGCCUUGGAAGGACACCUUUACAAUGGCUUUAAUUUGAUAGCAGCAGACUUAAGGUAAGUCUGUAGUAAACCUUAUCCACUUAGCAGCGAAACUCAGAAUCUGACCCCGCAGGUGUUAACGUGUAUGUUGCUUUAUAGCAGAGAGUUCUGUGCUACCUGGUGUGUUUUUUUUCCCCCCUCUUAAGCAUGGGGUUUGAGUUCAGAAAUGGAGAAUCACAACUUUGGCUUCAGAUUUGAUUGCCCAAGUUUUUUUUCUGAGUCAAGGCCAU
Messenger RNA from Pseudonaja textilis, 603 nucleotides. The record is from RefSeq and is a predicted model, not a curated record. NCBI's taxonomy places the organism in Eukaryota, Metazoa, Chordata, Lepidosauria, Squamata, Elapidae.